Messenger RNA from Auanema sp. JU1783, 2541 nucleotides. The record is from the annotation of a GenBank genome assembly. Lineage: Eukaryota; Metazoa; Nematoda; Chromadorea; Rhabditida; Rhabditidae.
AUGGCUCCUCCAGGCCAGUCAAGCAGUCAGCAACUCCCUGCUAAAGAACUUGGUCUUUUCAAAAAAAUUAUAAAAAGUUAUGAGAGCAAGCAAUACCGUUUUGGGUUGAAGUAUGCCAAGAUCAUUCUUUCCAAUCCGCUAUAUGCUGACCAUGGAGAAACCCUUUCUAUGAAAGGAUUAAUUUUGAGCUGUAUGGGUAAGAGAGAAGAAGCUCUUGAAUGUGUCAAGAAAGGUUUAACAUCUGACUUGAAAUCUUAUGUUUGUUGGCAUGUUUACGGAUUGGUUCAACGAGCAGACAAAAAGUAUGACGAAGCUAUUAAGGCUUAUAAAAACGCUUUCCGUAUGGAGAAGGAUAAUGUUCAAAUCUUAAGAGAUUUAUCUUUAUUACAAAUCCAAUUACGCGAUUAUGAAGGAUAUAAGGAGAGUCGCUAUCAUUUAUUGAGACUCAGACCAAACCAAAAACUCAACUGGAUUGGAUAUGCAACCGCUUAUCAUUUGCUCAAAGAUUAUGAAAAAGCUCUUGACAUUAUCACCGAGUACAGUCUAUCCAAUCAGCCAACUGGAUAUGAUUAUGAAUACUCCGAACUGCUGAUGUACCAAGGAAUGAUUUUGCGAGAGUCUGGAAACCCACAAGGUGCUCUAGAAAAAUUGGAAGAGAACGCUGCUCAAAUAGUAGACAGAGUUGUUUACAUGGAAACAAGAGGUGACUUGCUGAAAGAGCUUGGAAAGCUUGAGGAUGCUGAAAGAGUUUGGCGGCAACUGAUUGAGCGUAAUCCUGAAAAUCUAUCUUACUAUGUAAAAUUGGAAGAAUGUCUUGGUCUUGGUCCCGGAGCUGACGCUACUAAGCGUUUGGAACUGUAUGACGCUAUGUCCGAGAAGUAUAAGAGAGCUUCUGUUCCUCGUCGACAGCCUUUGUAUAUCGCUGAAGGUGAUGAACUUAAGAAGCGUUUGAGAGGCUGGAUUGCAGUAGGAUUGAGAAAGGGUAUUCCUAGUCUCUUCAAAAAUUUAGUUCCUUUAUACUCGGACAACAAGAAGGUUGCUUCUAUUGAAGCAAUUCUACUUGAGUUCAUUAGGAAAAUAGAGGACAAUGGUUAUAAACACGGAUCAUUUGACGAUUCUGCUGAUACUAUUGAAUCUCCUACUUCCGCUUUGUGGUUGUACUUACUAGUUGCUCAACAUUACGAUCGUCUCAAGCAAACUACUUUGGCUCUUCGUUACGUAGAGAAGGCUAACACUCACACCCCUACUUUAAUUGAGACCCUCUUAAUAAAGGCCAAAAUUUUCAAGCAUGCUGGUGAUCUUAAUGAAGCUGCUAGAAUUCUCGAGGAGGCCCAGUCAUUGGAUACUGCUGAUAGAUAUAUCAACAGUAAGUGUGCCAAGUACCUCCUGAGGGCUGGAUUUGUAGACGAAGCCGAAACUAUGUGUUCAAAGUUCACCAGGGAGCGAGAAAGAGCUUCAACUACUUUGAAUGACAUGCAGUGUAUGUGGUGGGAGAUCGAAAGCGCUAGAGCCUAUCGUAAACUUAGUAAAUAUGGACAAGCUUUGAGAAAAGCUCACCAAGUUGAACAGCAUUUUGUUAACAUGGUCGAGGAUCAGUUCGAUUUCCAUACUUACUGUUUAAGAAAAAUGACUUUAUGUGCCUACGUUCAACUUUUAAAAAUGGAAGAUGUGUUACGUAAUCACGAGUAUUACUAUCAAGCUGCUAAAUUAGCAAUAAAGAUCUAUCUCCGAAUGAUUGACAGACCUCAAGACAUGAAUGGUGAUCAAAUUGAGGAAGGAAUGAGCGCUGCUGAAAAGAAACGCUUGAAAAAGAAACUGAAAAAGGAGAGAGAACGAGAGGAAGAGGCUAAGAAGAAUGAUAAGAAGAAAGAUGAAGUUCAGUUUGACCCUGCUGUUCUACUAAAUCCCGCAGAUCCACUAGAGGAAGCUGCAAAGUUUGCUCAAUCUCUACAUAUGUUAGGAUGCAACCACGUUUCUGGUUAUGCUCUAUGUUUCGAAGUUUACUUCAAAAAGGGUAAAAGUCUUCUGAUGCUCAAAUGUAUAAGAGAAGCUGCCAAGCUUGAUAAGGAUCACCCACUUCUCCAUAUUUGUAGAGUUAAAUAUGCUCUUUAUAGGAAAAACGUAACUUUGACCGGCACUGUUUUAGAAAUAGCUAAGGAAUUGGAAGAUUCCAUGUUUGAUACAUUAGAUGCUGUCAAACUGAACGAGAGUUUCAAGAACGAUCAUCUGAAUAGUUUACCGCACAGAGUUGCAGUUGCCGAGUGUAAUCUUUUACUGGAUGCUUCUUCUCUUUCCACAACGAAAAAUUGGCUGACAAAGUCUUUGGAAGAUGACAAACUUCAAGGGCGUUAUUUGAAGACAUUCUUGAAACUUAUCGAUGGAAUUAAGUAUGGUCGUUAUGGUUCUUGGUCAGCUGACGAGACUGAUGCUGUUAUGAAAAUCGCUCACCAACUUUUCCCCCAAGCUCUCUCUUUCGGAGGCGGAACCCCAGCAAGUGAGAAGAAAGAAGUGCCUGAAGAGAAUCAUCAUUCUUUUGAAUGA